This is a messenger RNA of Ananas comosus (pineapple), 2269 nucleotides long. Its product is annotated as protein PLASTID TRANSCRIPTIONALLY ACTIVE 12. Gene Ontology annotation, cellular component: nucleus; chloroplast. The record is from RefSeq and is a predicted model, not a curated record. The transcript has 11 exons. The coding region runs from base 149 to 1717 and encodes 522 amino acids. Lineage: Eukaryota; Viridiplantae; Streptophyta; Magnoliopsida; Poales; Bromeliaceae. Gene Ontology annotation, biological process: plastid transcription; positive regulation of DNA-templated transcription; response to light stimulus.
UUUUUUUUUUCUCAGUUGCUCGAUCAUGUAGAGCUUAGCUCUGGAUAGCGUUCGAGAAGUAGCUCUUAAACCCUAACCCUAGAAGAGGCAACGAUCCACGUAUGGAUUCAAAUUAGGUUUUGAGAAGAGAAUUUCUGGGGAAGAGGAAAUGGGUUCUUGCUCCAACACUUGGAUUUUUGGAGAUGGAUCGGCAUGUGCAAAAUCUCCUCGUCAAACGUUUCGGACACCAUUUGUAGGGGUAUUUAAUUUAAACAAGCUGAAAUUUCCUGUAAAACUGAGCCAAAAUUAUAGAAAACGAGAUCAGCAAUUUCCGUGUGUAAAAUGCGCCAAGAAGAAGGAUGGGCGGUUCGAUCCGUCGUCCGUCGAGCCGCCACCGUAUUACAGUUACAUGGACUCCACUUCCGGGCAGCUGGAGCCGGCAUCCGGCGCCCGGGCAAGCAUUCCGGGCAGGGAAUACUGGCCCGAAGGCACCGCCGCCCGUGUCCGGGCAGCUCGGGCACCUGAACCCCUCGGUAAAUCUCAAGGCAGGCCUUCUUAUGGCAAGAACCCCGGAAGCCGGCGGAAGAAGUAUAAAGGACAGGUGGCGGCCUCGGAAACUGCAGAAACUAGCGUGGUUGUUAAUGAGCCGCCGCCCGCGGUUGAGAACGAGAGCUCGAAUGAUGCUCCCGAUCAGACGAAGGACCCGUUGGAUGAGUAUGUUGUUUAUCGGACGGAGCCGGAGGAAGAGAAUUUAAGUCAGUAUGAGUUGGAUAAGAGAAUCGGGCGGCCGCAUCCCUUUAUCGAUCCGGCCAAGGAUAAGCCUGUGGAAGAGCCUCGGUCUAGCGAAGAUCUGUGGUGGAAUUGGCGGAAGCCCGAGAAGGAGCAGUGGUCGAGGUGGCAAAGAAGGCGCCCGGAUGUCAACACGGUGUUUGCAAAAGCAAUGGCGGAAACUGGCCAGAUAAAGCUUUUCGGAGACCACCCAACACAGACAGAAACUGCCCUCGCAAGGGCCAGAAGACAUCUGUACAAAGAAGAGCGGGUACAAGCAGAACAAAGGAGAUUAGAAGAGAUUGGCCCGAUUGCGUACUAUUCGGAAUGGGUCAAAGCUUGGAACAGAGAUACUUCACGUGAGGCUGUGCAAAAGCAUUUUGAGGAAACUGGAGAAGAUGAGAACACUCAACUGAUUACAAUGUUUCAGCACCAAACAGCUGAAGAAUACCGCAUCAUGAUGGGCACCGAUAUUCGCAUACCGCGGGAUCCUUUAGCGAUGCGAAUGCGAGAAGAUCAAAUCAAAGAAAUAUGGGGUGGUGAUCCUGUUUAUCCAACUGUAAAUUAUAUUCAAGAUCCCGAUGAAGUAAUUGACUACAGAGGUCCAGAUUUUCAUGAGCCUACUCCUAACAUGUUGGCCUAUCUCAUGGAGCAAGGGAAGAUUAUAUCAAGGGAGGAGCUUGACAAAAUAUUGUCAAAAGAGAAGACUCAAGAACUUGAGAUAACUGAUAUUGACGAAGCUAUGGCUACUGCAGUUGACAUCGGGGAGAAUGAUGAUGAAGAAGAUAGUGAGGAAGAGGAAGUUGAAGAAGAGAAAAUAAAUCGGAAUUGGAGUGUUCUGAAAACUACGCCACAGCUUCGCAAAUCAAAGGAAAAACCCAAGAAAGAAGGUCCCAUGUCUUUAGAAGAGGCUGUAGAUGAUUCGGAGAACUUAACUGAUUUUCUUAUGGACUUCAAUGAAGAGGAGUGACAACAUUAGACUACUUCAAUUUUGCUGCCACAGCUAAAUCUACUCAACUGAGUUCUGCAAGUCGUAUCUUGGACGAACAGAAAUCCACCACUCAAAACUUGAUGUGCGGAGUAUAUAUGUGGUUGCUUGAUUCAUCUAUUUGAGGCAUAUUCCGUAGAGAGCUCUUGCUGAUUCUAUGUGGCCGUGAAUGUUUGCCUGUAAUGUGCAUACGUAAAAUGGUGCACAUUUAAGCAACUCGAGUAUUUAGAUACUACAUGGUACAAUCAGUUGAUAGGUUGAGUUGCAGAUUUUAGAAUAUAAAAAAGUAGAAAAAUAAGCAAGUCCAAUUAGUCUCUUCUUUAGCAUGCAUCAAGGUAUCAAUCAAUAUGUUCAUUUUUCUAUAAUUAGAGAGAUGGAAAAGUAAAUGAUGCUCGCAAGAAUUUGCACAUAUACACUUGCGUAUAGGACGUACAUUUUAACCUUGUUGCAUUUGAACUCGCACAUUUCGGUCGUAGAUACAGAUUAAUAUCUGCAUGUUCAAUGACAUCUACAGAUUAAUAUCUGCAUGUUCAA